Porites evermanni is the source of this 1227-nucleotide messenger RNA. The record is from the annotation of a GenBank genome assembly. NCBI's taxonomy places the organism in Eukaryota, Metazoa, Cnidaria, Anthozoa, Scleractinia, Poritidae.
AUGAAAAGAUACAAAGGAAGACGAAUCUUUUAUCAGAGGGUAUCCGUCAAUAUAUUACGGGUUUGGACUGGGUAGAUUUGGACUGUAGGAAAUGUACUUUGUCGUAAAAACCAACAGAAUAUGUUAUUUUGCCACAAAAUUUCAACGAUGAAGUGAGUUCUUUCUAAGGUGGAUGACUUAAAAAACUGCCUUUACGUUUAGGACUAAGAGAUGCGUCAGUUCAACUUAGAGCAUAGAGGGGAUCCAGAGGCGGAUCCAGGAUUUAUUUUAGGAGGGGGGUGCACUCGUCUCUUGCUCUACUUCAACACCAAUAAACCACAUAGUUUUUUUUUUGCAGAAUACCAGUUGUAUUAGAAAACCGCAGGGAGGGGGGGGGGUGCGCACCCCCUGCACCCUCCCCCUAGAUCCGCCCCUGGGAUCCGCAGUUCAGGAACAAAUCGUUCACACACACAUCGAACAUCGCGCUGGAGCCUGUUUCAGUUAGCUGUUGACAGAGAGGGUUUGGUGAACCACAUCCCAAUUCUCACUUCUGAAUUCCUUGUCAGUGGAUUCCAGUCCACGCUACUACUUAUUCACUUCCGCUAAGGUGCGAAUCAGUGCCUGUUCAUACUGUACCAAAAUGUGGCACAGAACUUAUCCGAUAUGUGACGUUCCACUUGCUCUAUCGGCUCGCUCCGUCACAGAUAUUGCGCCAAAAUCACCUCAUGAUAGGGUUGUAGAAAAUAGAUUUUUAUUUGAAUAAUUAAAGCCAGUCUGUAGGCGAUAUCUAUGAAACAUCCCCCCAAAUUACCACUUGUUCCCUUUUUCUUUACAUUACUUAAGACAACGUUAACCAACCUUGUUAUGUAGGUGGUUACAAGGGGAACGGGGAACAAUGGAACAGAGGAACGGGAGAUUAAGGGGAACAAGGAGAACAAGAGGAACAUGGUAACAAGGGGAACAGGAGAACAGGGGAACAAGGGAAACAGGGAGAAGAGAGGUAACAAGGGAACAAUGGUAAUAGGGGAACGAGGGGAACAAGGGGAACAGGAAAACAAGGGGAACAAAGGAAAUAAGGGGAACAGGGGAACAAGGGGAACAGGAGAUCAACGAGAACAGGGGAAAAAGGGGAACAGGGACGAACAAGAACAGGGGAACAUGGGGAACAAGGGGAACAGGGAAGAACAAGAACGGGGGGAACAAGGGGGAAAAGGAGAACAAGGGGAACAGGGAAACGAGAGGAAUUAG